AUGGUCGACGGUUCCGAGAACCGAAGCUCCACCUCUUCCCCCAUCGGGUCACCUGCAACCACCCGCGCCCGCGCCUCCAUACUCACUCUUCCUCAUGGCCCCGUCAACCUUCCCAUCUUCAUGCCGGUGGCCACCCAGGCGUCUCUCAAGGGCCUGACACCCCAACAACUAGAGGACACGAGCUGCCGGCUGUGCCUGAACAAUACGUACCACCUUGGGCUCAAGCCAGGUCAGGCGGUCCUCGACGCCGUCGGCGGCGCCCACAAGCUGCAGGGAUGGCGGCAUAACCUCCUGACUGACAGCGGCGGCUUCCAAAUGGUCUCGCUCCUCAAGCUGGCCACCAUCACCGAGGAGGGCGUGCGCUUCCUCAGUCCGCACGACGGCAGCCCCAUGCUGCUGACCCCGGAGCACUCCAUGUCUCUGCAGAACAGCAUCGGGUCCGACAUCAUGAUGCAGCUCGACGACGUCCUGGUCACCACCUCUCCCGACGCGGCCCGCAUGCGCGAGGCCAUGGAGCGCAGCGUCCGCUGGCUCGACCGCUGCAUAGCCGCCCACAAAAAACCCGAGACGCAGAACCUCUUCUGUAUCAUCCAGGGCGGACUCGACCUCGAAAUGCGGCGCGAGUGCACCGCCGAGAUGCUCCGGCGCGACACCCCGGGCAUCGCCAUCGGCGGCCUGAGCGGCGGCGAGGCCAAGGAGGACUACUGCCGGGUGGUGGCGGCGUGCACGGAGCUCCUCCCGGACCUCAAGCCGCGGUAUGUCAUGGGCAUCGGCUACCCGGAGGACCUGGUGGUGAGCGUGGCGCUGGGCGCCGACAUGUUUGACUGCGUGUGGCCGACGCGCACCGCCCGCUUCGGCAAUGCCGUCACGCGCCACGGCGUUCUCAACAUGAGGAACAAGCAGUACGCCGACGAUUUUGGCCCCAUCGAGGAUGGCUGCGGGUGCGUGUGCUGCCAGCCCGUGUCCAAGGGCGGCACCGGCGUCACGCGCGCCCUCGUCCACCACAACGCCGCCAAGGAGACCGUCUCGGCUCAUAUCCUGACCAUCCACAACGUGUGGUAUCAGCUCAACCUUAUGCGUGAGAUCAGGGAGUCUAUCAUUGCGGACAGGUUUCCCGGCACGGUCAAGGAGUUCUUUGCCAAUCUUUAUCCUAGCAAGGAUGAGUAUCCUUCGUGGGCCGUGAAUGCCCUAAAGGGUGUGGGUAUAGACCUGAGCAAAGACUAG
Messenger RNA from Pyricularia oryzae 70-15, 1224 nucleotides. Its product is annotated as queuine tRNA-ribosyltransferase. Lineage: Eukaryota; Fungi; Ascomycota; Sordariomycetes; Magnaporthales; Pyriculariaceae. Gene Ontology annotation, molecular function: tRNA-guanosine(34) queuine transglycosylase activity. The transcript has 2 exons. Gene Ontology annotation, cellular component: cytosol. The record is from RefSeq and is a predicted model, not a curated record. Bases 1 to 1224 code for a protein of 407 amino acids.